This is a messenger RNA of Salvelinus namaycush (lake trout), 1722 nucleotides long. It is a transcript of the gene slc24a4a, whose product is annotated as solute carrier family 24 member 4a. NCBI's taxonomy places the organism in Eukaryota, Metazoa, Chordata, Actinopteri, Salmoniformes, Salmonidae. The record is from RefSeq and is a predicted model, not a curated record. Gene Ontology annotation, cellular component: membrane. Gene Ontology annotation, molecular function: calcium, potassium:sodium antiporter activity; calcium channel activity. Gene Ontology annotation, biological process: intracellular calcium ion homeostasis; calcium ion transmembrane transport. The transcript is spliced from 17 exons. The coding region runs from base 1 to 1722 and encodes 573 amino acids.
AUGCUUUUCGUUCAAGUCUGUUUUAUCUGCAGUAUUCUAUCUUUGACGUGGUGCAUGUCCGCCCUGCUCACAAAAACAGGACAUGGCCUGGUCCUGGAGCAGGGGCUGGUUGACACAACAAACCGUCUGGGACGCAGGCUGAUGGCCGUGGACGGAGACAAUGACACACUGGAUAAGAACUGCACAGAGCCAGCCAUCAAUGAGUUCCCUGAGGAUGUCUUCACCACCUACCAGCGCACCAGAGGAGCUGUCCUGCUGCACAUAUUUGCGGCCCUCUACAUGUUUCUGGCCUUGGCCAUCGUCUGUGAUGACUACUUUGUGACGUCAUUGGAGAAGAUCUGUGAGAAACUGGACCUGAGUGAAGAUGUGGCAGGAGCUACUUUCAUGGCUGCUGGCAGCUCAGCACCAGAGCUGUUCGCUUCAAUUAUAGGUGUCUUCAUCACUCAUGGAGACGUGGGUGUUGGAACCAUAGUGGGCUCAGCGGUGUUCAACAUUCUAUGCAUCAUCGGUGUGUGCGGAAUCUUCGCUGGACAGGUAGUAUACCUGACUAAGUUUGCAGUGUUCCGUGACUCGCUCUACUACACCCUGUCUGUGUUGGCAUUGAUUGCAGUCAUUUACGAUGAGAAGAUAGUGUGGUGGGAGAGCUUAGUGCUAGUACUGAUGUACUUUGGGUACAUUCUGAUCAUGAAAUUUAACACCAGCAUCCAGAACUAUUUCACAGGGAAGGAGGACAAGAGCUUGGCCAAUGGUAACACAGUGAUCAGCAGCGAGCUGGAGGAUGUGAAGCCCACUAAGAUGUACAGUCGUGGCUCUGUGGUGAUGGUGGAUGAGAUGAUCAACUCCAGCCCUCCUAACUACAGUUUCCCAGACGCCGGCCUGCGCAUCAUGAUCACCAACCAUUUUGGCCCCAAGACACGCCUCCGCAUGGCCAGCCGCCUCAUCAUCAAUGAGCAACAGAGGCUGGUGCAGGCGUCUAACGGUGUGGACAACGAAACCAUGGUGAUCACUGAUGGUAAACCUGAGACCUUGGAGAACGGCACCGUACCAGAGGACAAGACUGCUGAGGAAGAGGAGGGAGAAGCCCUGAAUUCACCCUUCACCAUCCCUGGGGGCUGCAUGGAGAAGGUGAAGUGGCUGAUCUCCUGGCCCAUCCUGCUGCUGCUCUACUUCACUGUGCCAAACUGUGCCAAGCCUCGCUGGGAACGCUUCUUCAUGCUCUCCUUCUUCCUCUCCACCGUGUGGAUCGCUGUCUUCUCCUACUUCAUGGUCUGGAUGGUCACCAUAAUUGGCUACACUCUGGGCAUCCCUGAUGUGAUUAUGGGCAUCACCUUCCUGGCAGCUGGCACCAGUGUCCCCGACUGUAUCGCCAGCCUUAUUGUUGCUCGUCAAGGUCUUGGGGAUAUGGCGGUUUCCAACACCAUUGGUAGUAAUGUCUUUGAUAUAUUGGUGGGACUGGGGCUCCCCUGGGCGAUACAGACCAUGGCUGUGGACUAUGGCUCUGAGGUGAUGAUCAACAGCAGAGGGCUGCUCUACUCUGUGGUGCUGCUUCUUGGCUCUGUGUUUCUGACAGUUCUGGGGAUCCAUGUGAAUCAUUGGAAGUUGGACCUGAAGCUGGGUGUGUACGUGCUGGUGAUGUACGUCAUCUUCCUGUGUUUCUCCAUCAUGAUCGAGUACAACGUCUUCACCUUCGUCAAUCUGCCCAUGUGUCUGGAGCAGCUGUAG